AUUGAUAACAGUUUUUAAAUCAUAAUUAAUUUUUAUUUUAUUAGUGAAUUUAAUAAAUAAAUAAGUUACCCGGAUGCCUGUAAUUAUUAAGUAGGCAAGCUUAUAAAAGUACACUUUUGACUGACUGCGGGCAAAUAGGAAGUCGUCGUUUCAGAAAAUGUCAACUCCAAAGACCAUUAUCACCAAGACUAAUACAAAUAAACUUGAAGGCGAUGAUACAAUUUCUGAUAUAGAAAUAAUACGAAGCCUUUUAUAUUGUUUCCAAGGUGUUGAUAGCCAUCGGAUAGUAUUUAAUCAAAAUGAAAAACAGUUUAUGGUUACAGCAAAAUUAAACUUCUAUCAAAUUAAUAAAGUAAACCGUUUAAUGGAACUUGGAUAUCUACAUAACAUAGUGCAAGAGUAUAUUGAAAUUAAUAGUGAUAAUAAAAAUGGUUCUGUAGCGUCAGGAAUAGCUCAUUGCUUGCAUGAAGAACUUGGUGUAUACUAUGAAAGUAUUAAUAAAAUACAGAAAGAGGUUAAUGAAGCAUACGAAAAUUCAAAAAAUUAUUCACUCGGAAAUUUAUUAUGUUGGUCAGUGCUUUGGUUAGGGCAACUACAAGAUUUAGGCUGUACAGUGAAAAUGCUCAAUGGUGUAAAACGUGGUGGUGAAUUAGUAUCUAUAAUUGCACCUUUUGCAUAUUGUGCAAAUCCAUAUUUACAACAAAUGGCCACAAAUAUGAUUAAAAUAGCUACUAAGCCAUUAAUGAUGAUGAUGUGUCAUUGGAUGGUUGAUGGAGAACUAUUAGAUAAUUAUGAUGAGUUUUUUAUUUGUCAAUGUCCAGACAUUAACAAUUAUGAUAUGUGGAAUAAUCGAUACACUAUUAGAGAGUCUAUGAUACCAACAUUUUUUACUAAAGAAGAUGUUAAUAGAAUAUUUCGCACCGGAAGAUAUAUAAACUUUCUUCACACUAUAUGCAAAAGCAAACCUGAUCUAACACCAUCCAGGAAAAUUUUAAAAGAUCUCAGAAAUUCAGGAGAUAAAGAUUUAUUCCCAAUGUUGGAGCAAGGAAGCAUUAUUUCUGAAUUGAUUAACAAGGCUUGUACUGAAUCAUCUACUGUAGUAUUAGACAUUUUAAAGGAUAAAUUUAAGCUAUUUUUACAUUUCGAAGGGCUUAGGCGGUAUAUGCUUUUAGGACAAGGUGAUUUUGUCACAAGCUUGUUAGAAAUUCUACAACCCCAUUUAGAUAAGUCUUCAGGUAUACUUGGUCAUCAUACAUUUAGAAAUUUUUUGGAUACUGCUGUAAGAAUGAGUAAUGCUCAAUAUGAUGAACCUACUAUACUGAAAACACUUGAUGUAAAGCUUUUACUCACUUCUGGAGAAGAUUGUGGAUGGGAUAUAUUCCAAUUAAAUUAUUCAACUGGUGGACCUUUGGAAACGAUUUUUGAGUUCAGUGGUAGUGGAAAAUAUUCGACUAUGUUUGUGUUCUUGUGGCGUUUAAAAAGAAUUGAUUUUGUGUUGUCACAAAUGUGGAGGGAAUUAAAUCUACUAAUAAAAACUUCAUACCACAUAGUUUCAGAAAUCCGGUGUGCACUCAAGUCAACAAAUAAUCUAGUAGCGGAAAUGGUUCACAGCAUACGUCAAAUUCAGUUUUAUGUACUAUCUGAUGUCAUAGAAACCGAAUGGGAACAUUUUCGCCAAGCCAUCAACAAAGCAUCUUUGCUGGAAACCGUGAUUGAAGCUCAUAACCAAUUUCUGAAGAACAUUUUUAAGAGAUCUGUACAAACCGAAGAAACACACGAUUUAUCAAAGAAAAUGCGUCAGUUAUUCGAAUCAGUUUUGGAACUUCGGGGCAUUCAAGAAAGAUUUCAUAGUCAAUCUGAGCACGAACUUAAAAGACGUAAGGAUCUAGAAAAAUAUAUUGAAAUACAUGGUACUUGCAAUGAAACUGAGAACAACGACACCUAUUUAAAAGAAUUAUUCUUGUCAGAGGUCGAGAGAUAUGAAAGUAUCAUUCAAGAAAUUAGUAUUAACUAUAAGACCGAUUUGGGGAAAUUUUUGAAGAAACUCAUUAAAGUAUCGACUGAUGAUCAAGAAGCCCUUCAUUCAUUAGCAAAUCGUAUAAACUUUAACAUGUACUACAGCAAAAAGGAUCAAGAACUAGAGAAAUGUGCUACUUAUGUGUGCAGAUCCAACAAAUAAUUGCGUAUUAACUAAAUGAUAGAAUGUAAGUUUUAUUUUCAUUGCACACAAAUAGUGAACCAUUAUU
Sipha flava (yellow sugarcane aphid) is the source of this 2246-nucleotide messenger RNA. RefSeq names its product gamma-tubulin complex component 3-like. NCBI's taxonomy places the organism in Eukaryota, Metazoa, Arthropoda, Insecta, Hemiptera, Aphididae. Gene Ontology annotation, molecular function: gamma-tubulin binding; microtubule minus-end binding. Gene Ontology annotation, cellular component: centrosome; spindle pole; gamma-tubulin small complex. The coding region runs from base 158 to 2179 and encodes 673 amino acids. Gene Ontology annotation, biological process: microtubule nucleation; spindle assembly; mitotic cell cycle. The record is from RefSeq and is a predicted model, not a curated record. The transcript has 12 exons.